AUGACAUCCUCAGCUCCCAUUUUUCAGCCACUACAUUUCAUCCCAGUAAGGCAGCAGAGCGAGAUUCUAGACAAGAAAGUCCAAUGGAUGUAUGCCGUUGCCCACGAAAAACUCGCCCAAGGCGGCAAUCACUGGUGUUUUUACUUUCAAAUUGGCACCAAUAAUUCUGUCAAUCUCGACAUAACUCCAUCCUAUAUGGUCCCAAGUACCUCGAUCCCCGGUGGCUCCAAAGCGAACAUGGUUCUCAGUGACUUGACGUAUGUCCUCUCACCGGCGACAGAAAAGUCUGUUCGACUUGAUGUGGCAUCAGAGAAAACCGUACGCGACUUUGUCGAUCUACUUCUCCAGCAUAGCCGUCACAAGUAUGAAUUUAAUGAUCAGGGUCAGGGCUGCAGGUAUUGGUGCUAUCAUCAGCUUGACUUGCUUUGCCAAAGCGGGCUGUUGGUGAAUUUAGCCCAAAUUGAAGAGGCCAAGGCUGCUAUUCUUCUGCAGUGGCCAAGCCAACAACAAUAUCCUCUUGUACAAGGUGGAUUCUAUGAAUGA
This is a messenger RNA of Penicillium malachiteum, 543 nucleotides long. RefSeq lists its product as uncharacterized. Bases 1 to 543 code for a protein of 180 amino acids. NCBI's taxonomy places the organism in Eukaryota, Fungi, Ascomycota, Eurotiomycetes, Eurotiales, Aspergillaceae. The record is from RefSeq and is a predicted model, not a curated record. The transcript has a single exon.